Mauremys mutica (yellowpond turtle) is the source of this 1830-nucleotide messenger RNA. Its product is annotated as serine/threonine-protein kinase NLK2-like. Bases 202 to 1560 code for a protein of 452 amino acids. Gene Ontology annotation, biological process: protein phosphorylation; intracellular signal transduction. The record is from RefSeq and is a predicted model, not a curated record. The transcript has 11 exons. Gene Ontology annotation, molecular function: MAP kinase activity; ATP binding. Gene Ontology annotation, cellular component: cytoplasm; nucleus. NCBI's taxonomy places the organism in Eukaryota, Metazoa, Chordata, Testudines, Geoemydidae.
CAAAUCCCUGCCCCACCGCCCCCCAAUUCCUAGGCCCCCCAGUUCCCACCCCAGCCCCGCCGCAUCCUGCCCACUCCCCCAGACACCCCCAUACUCCCAGCAGCCCCCCCGCCCCGUUAGGCUCUGCCUGUCAUCCCAUCCCCCAACCCUCCGCUCCGGCCUUCCGGCUCCAGCCCCCCCGACCCCCGCAGCUGCCCCCCAAUGGCCUUCCAGGGCCCCAGCCCCGCGCUCCAGCCCCAGCUCUGCAGCAACGUCCUGGGGGCGCUGACCGGGCUGAUCCAGCCCCCCCUGGCAGCGGGGCUGGGGGCGCCCCAGAAACGCUACUGCCCCACUGGGGUGCAGGGGGGGGCACCCCAGACCCCGCCGGCGCCCGCCCCAAAGACGGUGCAGCCCGAACCGGAUCGACCCAUCGGCUACGGCGCCUUCGGGGUUGUGUGGUCGGUGACGGACCCCCGGGAUGGGAAGCGGGUCGCGCUGAAGAAGAUGCCGAACGUUUUCCAGAAUCUCGUCUCCUGCAAACGGGUUUUUCGGGAACUCAGGAUGCUCUGUUACUUCAAACAUGAGAACGUGCUGUCGGCAAUGGAUAUCCUGCAGCCCCCCCAGAUCGACUGCUUCGAGGAGAUCUACGUGCUGACGGAGCUGAUGCAGAGCGACCUGCACAAGGUGAUCGUGUCCCCCCAGCCGCUGAGCGCCGAGCACAUCAAGGUCUUUCUCUACCAGAUCCUGCGCGGGCUGAAAUACUUGCACUCGGCCGGCGUGCUCCAUCGGGACAUCAAGCCGGGGAACCUGCUGGUGAACAGCAACUGCAUCCUCAAGAUCUGCGACUUCGGGCUGGCGCGGCUGGAGGAGCCGGACGAGGGGCAGCCCAUGACGCAGGAGGUGGUGACCCAGUACUACCGGGCCCCCGAGAUCCUCAUGGGGACCCCCCACUACGGCCCCCCCAUCGACCUCUGGGCCGUCGGCUGCAUCUUCGCCGAGCUGCUCGGCCGGCGCGUCCUCUUCCAGGGCUCCAGCCCCAUCCAGCAGCUGGACCUGAUCACAGACCUCCUCGGCACCCCCCCGCCCCACGCCCUGCGCUCGGCCUGCGAGGGGGCCCGGACCCACGUGCUGCGGGGCGCCCACAAACCGCCCGCGCUGUCCGUGCUGCAUCUGCUCUCGGGGGAGGCGACCCACGAGGCCGUUCACCUGCUCUGCCGCCUGCUGGUCUUCGACCCCGCGCGGCGGCUCUCGGCGCGGGCGGCGCUGGCUCACCCGUACCUGCAGGAGGGGCGACUCCGCUACCACACGUCCAUGUGCCGCUGCUGCCACAGCCUGGGCUCGGGGCGCGUCUACGCCAGCGAGUUCGAGCCCCCCGCCGCGGCCCCCCACUUCGACGACGCCUACGAGCGGGGCCUGCGCUCCGUCGGGCAGGCCAAAGAGCUGGUUCACAGCUUCAUCCUGGAGCAGCAGAAGGGGGCGCGGGUCCCCCUGUGCAUCAACCCCAACUCGGCCGCCUUCAAAACCUUCAUCCGGUCGACGGCCUGGCAUUCGUCGAAAGCUUCCAAGAAGGACGAGAGAUGAAGGCGGCUGGAGCAGCUUUGGGGUUCGGGGGUGGCCAGAUGGAAGGAGAAAGGGGGGGCUGGAGCCCCCCGGCCACAGCGGGACGGACCCCGAAUCGCCUGCUGAACUGCUGGGGAAAAGUCAAGGGUCCCGAACCUGAAAUCAAAGGGACCCUCGAGUUCCCCCUGAACCUCCCUGCACCCCCCAACCCCCUGAGUCUGCACUGGGAAUACGCCCCCCCGAGCCCCCCCGAAUCCCCUGAGUCUGCACUGGGAAUACGCCCCCCCGAGC